AUGGACAGAAGCAACACGACUGGAAACAAUGAGCAAGUCGCAGGAAGCGACCUGCAUGCUCUGAUUGCGCUCACCAGGAAGUUGCAUCGGCUCACCAAAUACGCGGAGGGGUUAUCAGAGCAGCAAUACGAGAUUCUCACAGCUAUGCAAGAUCGGGCGGCAAAGUACCAAACUGGGCUACUCGAAGAUGAUGCCUUGUAUGCACCAUAUCAGCUAAGCCGGCUAGAGUACAAGGACCAUGCUGCGAAGAUUGCAGAGAGACUCUUUCGUUCGAUGAACCUGGACUCGGAUUCGAAGCCGGCGACCAGUCUACCCAAGCAUUCCGCACGACGUAUAGAGGUUAACCAGCGCCAGAUCAUCGCGAAGCUGUGUGAGUGGUACGCAAAGCGUGUGUUAUCUUUCAGGAGAGAUGUUAGCAUCGCGGGUCAUGCUCUAGCGCCACUCAUCAUGCUUGCGGCUUUUGAAUUCAUCUGUGAAAUGGAUGCGAAGCUGAUAGAAAGCAUGAUCUUCAAGGAGGAAUUGCGCAAGCGACUGGACAGGGUGCCAAUAAGUCGCGAGUGUCAGGAGUGGAAGGAUUUGAAUUCCUGGAAGGCUGAUGUUGUGGAAGUGGUGCUGCAUUUUGCCAGAAAUGACCAACGCAGAUUCACGGAGACAGAUUACGAGGGCGUGUUUCGGUAUCUCGUCGAGCAUGGUGUGAUGAAAGAGAUUCGCAGCGAAAGGUAG
Pseudocercospora fijiensis CIRAD86 is the source of this 723-nucleotide messenger RNA. RefSeq lists its product as uncharacterized. NCBI's taxonomy places the organism in Eukaryota, Fungi, Ascomycota, Dothideomycetes, Mycosphaerellales, Mycosphaerellaceae. The transcript has a single exon. The record is from RefSeq and is a predicted model, not a curated record. Bases 1 to 723 code for a protein of 240 amino acids.